This is a messenger RNA of Schistosoma haematobium, 1266 nucleotides long. It is a transcript of the gene SEC11A, whose product is annotated as Signal peptidase complex catalytic subunit S11A. The record is from RefSeq and is a predicted model, not a curated record. Gene Ontology annotation, molecular function: serine-type endopeptidase activity. NCBI's taxonomy places the organism in Eukaryota, Metazoa, Platyhelminthes, Trematoda, Strigeidida, Schistosomatidae. Gene Ontology annotation, cellular component: membrane; signal peptidase complex. The transcript has 6 exons. The coding region runs from base 1 to 552 and encodes 183 amino acids.
AUGGGACUUUUGGAUAUGGACUUAUUUGCUGACUUUAAACGUAUGAACAAAAGACAGGUAUACUAUCAGGUGUUAACCAUUGCUAUGGUUGUAGCGUCUGCCCUAAUGAUCUGGAAGCUUUUAGUAGUUAUUAGCUAUAGCGAAAGUCCUUUAGUAGUUGUCUUAAGUGGCAGUAUGGAGCCUGCAUUCCACCGGGGUGAUGUGUUGUAUCUAACUAAUUAUCCUGAUGAGCCCAUCCGAGUUGGUGACAUCGUUGUAUUCAAAAUUGAAGGGAGAGAAAUUCCUAUUGUUCAUCGCGUUCUGAGACUGCACGAAAAUGUCAACGGUACCAUCAAGUUUCUCACAAAGGGAGACAAUAAUCCUGUUCAUGAUCGUGGUUUGUAUGCUCCUGGUCAAGAUUGGCUGACACCAUCCCAUCUUAUUGGACGAGCUAGAGGAUUCAUACCUUAUGUUGGUCAAAUCACCAUACUUAUGAAUGAAAAUCCCCGUCUUAAAUACUCUGUCUUAGGCGUUAUGGGUAUCUACUUAUUAUUGAAUAGAAAUCAAGAGUAAUAAAACUUGUACAAAUGUACAGAAACAUUAUAUAUAUAAGUUUUAAUUCCUAUGUAACCAUAGUCACUUUUUUAUUUUAUGAAAACUAACCACUGAUCGUGUUGUUGUUCAACUGCUAAUGACAAGUCAGACGCCUUUUUAGUCAAGUGAUUUGUACUUCCUUUUUGUUGCUACUGUUAUUGUUGUUUUGUUUUUUUUACUUCUAACCGUGAUGCUUAUUGUCGAUGUGUUUGAAGUUAAUUUCAGGUUUAUUAUUUUUCCAAACAAAGCGCUAUCUCUCUGGGGGUGGAGGUAUUUUUUUCAUCGUCUUUCUCUUUAACCUCUGGCGACCUUUAAUUAUUCAAGCUAACGUCCAUAGAUAUGAGGCGAUAACUGAGCAGUAAUAAUGGUGCUCAAUUUUCGGCCAACUUGAUCACGGUUUCAAAUUGUGCACUCAACUUCUUCAGUUAAAGUAACUAGGUCGUAUCAUAUUAGCCUUCAUAUACUUAGAGUGUUGUUCAAAGCCAAGCAUACGAAUCUAUACUUCCUAGUAAAUGAGUCAGUCUGUACCUUAUAGAUAAGUUUUAAUUUCAGUAAGUGAUUUCUAUAAAUCUGGUAUCCGUUAAAUUCCAUCCAUCCAUUCAUUCAAAUACCUGGGAAGCAUAAUUGACGAACAAGGAGGUUCAUAUGCAGACGUAAAGGCGAGGAUUGGCAAAGCAAGGGUCGCAUUCCUAC